Molecule: messenger RNA, 1701 nt
Organism: Aspergillus alliaceus
Lineage: Eukaryota; Fungi; Ascomycota; Eurotiomycetes; Eurotiales; Aspergillaceae
Product: chaperonin-containing T-complex alpha subunit TCP1
Exons: 6
Coding region: 1-1701 (566 amino acids)
Biological process (GO): protein folding
Cellular component (GO): chaperonin-containing T-complex
Molecular function (GO): ATP hydrolysis activity; ATP binding; ATP-dependent protein folding chaperone
Source: RefSeq, a predicted model, not a curated record
AUGGCAGGCAUUUUUGAGCAGCCGCGGAAUGCGGACACCCUUUUCUUGGGCGGGCAGAAAAUCACUGGUGCUGAUGUUCGGGAGCAGAACGUACUUGCGACCCAGGCUAUUGCAAAUGUCGUCAAGAGCUCCUUCGGCCCUUCAGGUUUGGAUAAGAUGAUGGUGGAUGAUAUAGGAGAUGUCACUGUUACCAACGAUGGUGCCACGAUUCUCAGUCUUCUUGAUAUUGAACAUCCUGCGGGUAAGAUCCUCGUAGAUCUUGCCCAGCAGCAGGAUAAGGAGGUCGGUGAUGGAACCACGUCCGUCGUCCUGAUCGCUGCGGAACUCCUACGACGAGGCAACGAAUUGAUGAAGAACCGGAUACAUCCUACCACUAUAAUCAACGGCUACAGACUCGCCCUCAGAGAAGCUGUCAAGUAUAUGAAUGAGAACAUCGCUACAAAGGUUGAGACAUUGGGGAAGGACAGCCUGGUUAACAUCGCUAAGACUUCUAUGUCUAGCAAAAUUAUCGGCUCAGAUGCGGAUUUCUUUGCAAACAUGGUUGUCGACGCGAUGCUGCAGGUGAAGACUACAAACCAAAGGAACGAGGUCAAGUACCCCGUCAAGGCAGUCAACCUCCUUAAAGCCCACGGCAAGAGCAGCGCGGAAUCCGUGCUUGUCAAUGGUUAUGCUCUCAACUGCACUGUGGCUUCUCAGGCUAUGAAGACCCGUAUCGCUGAUGCGAAGAUUGCUUGUUUAGACAUGAAUCUGCAAAAGGAGAGAAUGAAGCUUGGUGUACAGAUCACGGUCGACGAUCCCGAUCAGCUAGAAAAGAUCCGUGAGAGAGAAUCUGGUAUCGUCCUUGAGCGUGUUGAGAUGAUUCUUAAGUCCGGUGCAAAUGUUGUUUUCACUACCAAGGGUAUCGAUGACAUGGUCCUGAAAUUGUUCAUUGAGAAGGGAGCCAUGGCCGUUCGGCGCUGCAAGAAGGAAGAUCUUCGCCGGAUUGCCAAGGCCUCUGGCGCUACAUUGGUCAGCACACUUUCUGAUCUCAACGGAGAUGAGAAGUUCGAAGCUUCAUACCUGGGCCAUGCGGAAGAAGUUGUCCAGGAGCGGAUAUCUGAUGAUGAAUGUAUCCUUGUCAAGGGAACCAAGGUUCACACUUCGGCUUCUAUCAUCCUCCGUGGGCCUAACGACUUUAGCUUGGACGAAAUGGAGCGUUCGGUACACGACUCCCUGUGCGCCGUCAAGCGUACCCUUGAGAGUGGUAGCAUCGUUCCUGGAGGCGGUGCCGUUGAGACAGCCCUUCACAUUUACCUUGAAGAAUUCGCUGUCACAGUAGGCUCCCGGGAGCAGCUCGCCAUCGGUGAAUUUGCCCAGUCUCUUCUGACCGUCCCUAAGACUCUGGCUGUGAACGCUGCCAAGGACUCGUCCGAACUUGUUGCCCAGCUCCGUGUCCGCCACGCUCUAUCUCAACGCGUGCAGGACGGUGAUGCCAACGAGGAAGAGAAGGCUAUUGCUAAGAAGAAGACAUACCGGAACUACGGACUUGACCUCAUGAAGGGCCGGGUCCAUGAUACCCUUAAGGCUGGUGUGCUGGAGCCUAGUAUGGGCAAGAUUAAGCAGCUUAAGAGUGCUGUUGAGGCCUGCAUUGCUAUCAUGCGUAUUGACACCAUGAUCAAGUUGGACCCUGAGAGAAAGGAAGAUGACGGGCAUGGCCACUAA